AUGUCGGAGGCGGCGCAGCUCGAUGCCUUCUUGGCGGCCAUGACGCAGUACUCGCCGACGAUCCCGGACGAGCUGGUGGAGUUUUAUCUGCAGCAAUCAGGGUUCGCCACCAACGACGUGCGAGUGACGCGGAUGAUUUCGCUGGCAGCACACAAGCUCCUGCUGGACGUGACACACGACGCUAUGCAGUACCAGCGUAUACGCUCACAGGCCACGUCGUCUACAGCUACGGGUGCUGCGUCGGCAGCGCUAGGGGCCGUACAGAGCCCCGAAGGUACUGCGCCCACUGGCACUCGCUCUGUACUGACGAUGGAGGACUUGGCGGCUAGUCUCAAGGAGUACGGCAUCAACAUCUGCAGACCAGAAUACGUCAGCGACAUCGUAGAAGACCCCACGUCCUAA
Phytophthora infestans T30-4 is the source of this 402-nucleotide messenger RNA. Its product is annotated as transcription initiation factor TFIID subunit, putative. The transcript is spliced from 2 exons. NCBI's taxonomy places the organism in Eukaryota, Oomycota, Peronosporomycetes, Peronosporales, Peronosporaceae. Gene Ontology annotation, biological process: transcription initiation at RNA polymerase II promoter. Bases 1 to 402 code for a protein of 133 amino acids. The record is from RefSeq and is a predicted model, not a curated record. Gene Ontology annotation, cellular component: transcription factor TFIID complex; nucleus; SAGA complex. Gene Ontology annotation, molecular function: promoter-specific chromatin binding; RNA polymerase II general transcription initiation factor activity.